AUGGCUGAGAUGGCUUCCAAGAAAGACGAUGAAACCAUCAGUCACAAGAUUGAACAACUUUCAAAUAGGAAGUUGAUGUGGGCUAAUCACACGCCUGAUUCGGCUGGACAAACGUUAAGCAUGACAGCUGCCCUCUACGACAUGCCACUCUCUUUGGACGUUUUACUGCAUAGGAUUGGCCCAGAGGCUCUCAAGGAGCGGUAG
Perkinsus marinus ATCC 50983 is the source of this 204-nucleotide messenger RNA. RefSeq lists its product as hypothetical. Lineage: Eukaryota; Perkinsozoa; Perkinsida; Perkinsidae. The record is from RefSeq and is a predicted model, not a curated record. The coding region runs from base 1 to 204 and encodes 67 amino acids. The transcript has 2 exons.